Molecule: messenger RNA, 1127 nt
Organism: Durio zibethinus
Lineage: Eukaryota; Viridiplantae; Streptophyta; Magnoliopsida; Malvales; Malvaceae
Source: RefSeq, a predicted model, not a curated record
CAUUUUGAGACAACCCAAGAUGUUUCUUGUCGGUAAUUUCCCCAGUUUCUCCAAUUUUCUCUCCUAUUUCUUUAGCUUCUGAUCUUUCCACACAAAACAGAUAAAUAAGGCCAAAAAAAUUAACAUGGAUGUAUGCUGAUAAGUCUAUGGAUCGACACCAACAAGACACGGCUCCCACAACGCUGAUGGCCCACGCCAUUGCCGCAUAUACAGCUCCCCAACAAAUUAGCUAUUUGUUUUUUCCCUCUAUUUAACUAUCAUAACUACUUUCUAUAAAUGCCACCAUUAAUUGUUUUAUUGUUUAUAUCCAUUGAAAGGUUAGGCACAGGGUUUCUGGUCGCUGCAAUUAAGGAACAUGGCCACAGGAGCUGCUGAUGGACUUUUCCGGUCGCUUUACGAAGGGUGCAUCUCCGGCUACGACAUCGGCAUCGAUAACCGGCCGUACCAUCAGAACUGCCGCUGUGCCCUGCACGACAAGUCACGAGGGAAUUGUCCCCAUGCAUCCCCUAAAAGCGAGAACGUGUCUUAUCCUAUAAGGAGAGCCUGGAGUGAGGGAUGCUUGACCAUGGCAGCAGCCUCUUGUCAUUCUUCUCCGUCUUCUUUACCAGCUUUGGCUGGGUUUCGUGGGGCUGGGAAGCGGCAAUUGGGAUCAUGUAAAGAAGAGGAGGAAGAUAAUAAGCUGGCAGCUGCUAAGGUGUUAAAAUGAAAGGGAAUGAAUAAAUUUUGGCCUUUUUUUUUUUUAUGUUGGCAGUUGGAUCAAGUUUUUGAUCUGGUUUAAGAAUAAGUACAGUGAUGGGGUGAUGAUUAAAAAAACCAUUGGAAGGUUUCAAAAGGUUUUUGAUUGAUGCCAUUUUUUUUUUAAAUUAAUUUGCCUUUGUAAAUCCAUAAAGAAUGGCCUAAAUCAAAAAUUGCUGCUCUGUACUUGGGGUUGUGGGGUAAAGUUUGUUCAUACAUAAAAUCCUUUCAUCUGUGUAUAUUAGAGCAUACCCAACAAGCAACAACUUUUUUUUUUCUUAUUUACUUCUUGGAUUUGAAUGAUUGAUCAUGGUUUUGCUUUAAUUCAUCAUGGAAAGUAGUUAGUUAUCUAGAAUAUGAGAAUAAAUCAUGAAUUUGCUUCGGGGAAGAAA